Molecule: messenger RNA, 1832 nt
Organism: Uranotaenia lowii
Lineage: Eukaryota; Metazoa; Arthropoda; Insecta; Diptera; Culicidae
Gene: NtR
Exons: 9
Coding region: 80-1774 (564 amino acids)
Biological process (GO): monoatomic ion transport
Cellular component (GO): membrane
Molecular function (GO): extracellular ligand-gated monoatomic ion channel activity
Source: RefSeq, a predicted model, not a curated record
UUGUGGAGCACAGACGUUAUUUUCAACUUCUGUCCAGCUUCCUUGGGAAAACCCUGAGAGCAUAAGUUUUUAGAUAACGAUGCGGUUGCUGCUAUUUCUGAUAUUUUGUGAAUCUUUUCGGUCGAGUUUGGCCGAAAGCAAAUACAACGUUACCUACGCAGAUCUGGACAAAUGCAAACAGUACGAAACCAUCAGCGGAUACAACUAUCAGCACUUCUUCAAGCUGGAUGAUAUGCAGAAUCACGACAAGGACAACAACGACACGAUCGUCAAUCUGCGGCUGUUUGUGCUGGCGCCCAAAGAUGCCCACAUCCUGUUAUCGGAUAUCGACAAUACGUCAGCUGAGGCGCAAGUCUACGAGAUAGUUAUCGGCGCCGGGGCAAAUACUUUCAGCGAGAUAAGAAAGCAGCGCAAGAAGAAUCCGCUCAAGACGAAAACGACCAAGGGCAUCCUAUCGGCAAUUGAUCCGAUGCCGCUCAGGAUUCGCAUAACAAGUGAGGGACUGAUUGAGGUGACGAUCGAGGGACAGGAUCUGCCGCUGAUGUCCGCCACCGAUAAAAGCGUCAUCAUGGUGCGAUUCCUGAGCUUUAGCGCCUGGGGAUCUACUCAGGCCAAGUGGUUCUACGAUUGUCCGACCGAUGACGACACGAUUAAUCAAAUCGAAGACUACGACCCGACGGUCUCGAUGACUCCUCGCGAGAAGCUGAUCUACAACUUCCAGAUGAACGCCUCGUCCGAGGCACCGAACGUGCACACACCGAUUCGGAUGCAGAAACUGGUGAUCACCCGUAUUGCCUACAACGCCUGGAAGGAUUCCUUCGAAACGCGCAUGUUCCUGGAGCUGACCUGGACCGACAACCGGACAACCUGGGACCCACGAGAGCACGGAAACGUAACGAAAAUCAUCGGCUACCAGUACCUGUGGUGGUAUCCGACGAUCGUGGCCAAGGAUGAAUCCGAGACAACUACUUACGAUAUGAGCGGGAUGGACCAUAUGACAGUUUCGUACGAUGGGUUCUUCCAACUGGUGUCUCGGGAAAUAUCGGUAGAUACUUUCUGUCCUCUGAGAGAAUCUGCCGAUUGGCCUUACGAAACCAAUGAUUGUGAUUUGGUGAUGAGCACAGAUCUGUCUGUAACACCGUUAGAUUUCAAUAUGUCUUCUGUGAGCUUCCAUCCUAACGUUAUGCAAUCGGAUUGGCUGGUGCAAGAAAUCACGAGACAUGAUAACAUAAAUCAUGAAGAACUUUUCCUGCUGAACGACGGUAGUCCGAGGGAGGAAAUCAUCUUGAGAUUUCACCUUAAACGGAACAAUGAAUUCUACAGUACCGUACUUUAUGCUCCGUAUUUAAUGUCCAACGUGAUGAUUUUAGUUUCCUUCUGGUUGGAGGGAACCUUUCGAGUGUUCGCUACUUCCUUGGGGAUGAUUCUACUGAUUGCAGCUUUUCUCCAGAUUUCCGUGUUUGUCCCACCGACGAUGAAUCCGAGGAUUUAUACCUUUUUCCGGUGCACAUUGUACUUCUCCUGGGUCUGCAUAGUUCUGUUCAUCAUGGACAAGUGGCUUAAGGCAUACGGGCCCAAACUGGCGCCCGAUUCCUGGCUGGCUCGAAUCAUCAGUCAGCCUCACCUGCGAGUCGUCCUUCGAAUAGAUAGUUCGAAUUACGGAUCCUUGCAUGGAAAGAAUCUGGAUUGGAGUGAUUUCGCCAAGAUACUGGACCGAAUCGUGUUCCUAGCUAUGACAAUUGUGUUCCUUGUUUCUUGUUUCAAGAAGAUGUGAAAAGUUUAUUUCUAGAUUCAAGAUAAUAGGUCAAUAUAAUAUAAGUUUCCUUACCCGA